UGAACGUAAAGCAGUUUGUCAGACCUGCAAGUUGCUAUUAGGCCUAAAGGUGCGACUUCAGUUUAUUAAAUUUGAUUAUGAAAGUGGGAUUAGCGCGUUAUAUAUUUUACUUAUAGUUGGUAUUUGAAGACACGUUUAAAGAAGAUGAUAAUAGAGGACGUGGAAGCUCUGAAAUCGUGGUUGUCAAAACUGCUGCAGCCCAUAUGUGAUGCAGACCCUUCGGCUUUGGCAAACUAUGUUGUAGCCUUAGUAAAGAAAGACAAACCUGAAAAGGAGUUAAAGGCACUUUGUGCUGAUCAGUUGGAUGUCUUUUUACAAAAAGAAACAACUGGCUUUGUGGAUAAACUUUUUGAAGGUUUAACUACAAAAAAAUAUUUGGGAAAUCAAGAUCAAUUUGCAAAGGAGGCUGCAAAAGUGGAAAUGAAAACAGGAGGUCAAAAAAUGGAAGAAAAUAAAGAAGUGACUGUAAGUUUGGAGGAAGAGAGGGAUGGAAGAAGAAAGAAAAGUCCGUUGAGAAACCGGCCUGAUCCGAAUGAAAUGCGGAAUCGUGAUGACAAGAGAAGGGAUGAUCGUAAGCGACGAGAUUGUGACCGGCAUAACAAGAACAGUGACCCGUACAGAGAGCGCUAUGAUCGGCGCAGGGGAACCAGCAGGGGGCGAAGCUUCAGCAGGAGUAGGAGUCGAAGUGGUAGCAGAGGGAAGAGUGGAGACAGAGAUCACAGCCGAGCAAAAUUAGAUCACAGGUUAAAGUUUGAGGCGGAGAGGAAUGAGCUAGAGGGUUAUGCCCCAGUGUCUGUGCCAACCUCGAUCUCCAUGCAGCCUCAACAGCAGCAGCAGCAGCAGUAUUCCUCUGGGGGCCAAGCUAUCCCCAGCACAGUUGCCGUGGUAGCACCUGCUCACCUCCCAGACAGCACCACAGAGAGCUGGUCUAACUAUUACUCUAAACACAACGAAGGCAAGCCAUUCAGCAGGAGCACCGCUCAGAAACGCCGCUGCAGAGACUACGACGAGAGAGGAUUUUGUGUGCGUGGUGACCUCUGCCCCUUUGACCAUGGCAAUGACCCUUUAAUAGUGGAUGACGUCACGUUGCCAACCAUGAUUCCUUUCCCACCACCUCCUGGGCUUCCUCCGCCUGGUCUCCCAAUGCCCCAAAUGCCAGGGAUGCCCCCUAACCUACGGUUACCCAUUCCUCCACAUGGGCAGCCUCCACCCCCAGGCAUCUUCCCAAUGCCAGGACCACCUUUAAUCCCAGCAAGUGCAAUAGAUAAUCGUGAACACUCUGGAACAAGCUCAGUUUCUACUCUUGCACCAACAGGAGUAGGACCAGCUCCUCCUCUUCCUCCUCGUCCUUCUAUACCUCCACACCCACAGUAUACAUUAGCAGAGUUUAACUAUGAUCCUGAAGCUUAUAACCCAGAGGCACCUGGUAUCACAGCCUCAGGCAGACCUCAGUACAGACAGUUUAUCCCCAGAAUACAGACCCAGAGGUCAAAUCUUAUUGGACUUACCUCCAGUGACAUGGAUGUACCAAGUUCAAGAGCUGCCAAUAUAGUUAUCCAGACUGAACCAUCAGCCUCGGCCAUGAUGAAUAAUAAUUUAUCAAGAUUCAGUAGUGAUCAAGACAACAGGAAGAGGCCUAUGGCUGUCACUGACGCCCCCCCAACUAAGAAAUCCUGGCUGGAAAAGCAAAAUUUCAACAACCAGCAUAAACCUGGCUUUCAAAAGAAAAAUCAUUACGCCUACGCCAACACCAAGCUUGAAGUUCGCAAAAUCCCCAGGGAUAUCAACAAUAUUGCCAAACUGAAUGAGCAUUUCAGCAAAUUUGGUACUAUUGUUAACAUUCAGGUUGUCUUCGGAGGGGAUCCAGAAGCGGCUCUCAUACAGUAUACUGUGAAUGAGGAAGCCAGGAGGGCUAUCUCUAGCACGGAGGCUGUCUUAAAUAACAGGUUUAUCAGAGUGUACUGGCACCGGGAGAGUAAUGAGCAGCAACAGCAGACACCCUCUCAGGCUGCUUCAGCAGUACCUCAGCAUGCCAAUGUAAUGAACAAGCUGCUGAACCCCGGGUCAUUCUCUCUCAAUAAGAUGAAAACCCGACCUGGAGCAAUGGAUGUAAAUAAAGCUGAUCCACUACAUACAAGUUUCAUCCAGACCAGUGCUUCAGCAGAGAUUUCACAGGGUUUGAAUACCUCUGCAAGUCACCUGAAGACAGUCUAUAGCUCCCCAGUCAUGAAGAUGACUUCAAAACCAAUGGCAAAAUCAACCAAAGCACUUGAAGCACACGAGGCAGUGAAGAAAAAGCAGGAGACACUAAAAUUGCAACAAGACAUGCGGAAAAAGAAGCAAGAAAUGUUGGAGAAACAAAUUGAAUGCCAAAAGGUAUUAAUCAACAGACUUGAAAAAAAUAAGAAUAUGAAGCCAGAGGAGAGAGCGAACAUCAUGAAAACCUUCAAAGAGCUUACGGAUAAGAUUUCACAACUGAAGGAUGAAAUAAAACCAAACUCCAGCACUCCCCUGAAGUCCACUCAGCCCAAGACGAAAAUAGAUACACAAAAGGAACUUUUAGACGCAGAAAUGGAUUUUCAUAAAAAGCUGAGUUCAGGAGAAGACACUACAGAUUUGAAAAAGAAACUUGGUCAACUUCAGGUUGAGGCUGCCCGCUUGGGUCUCAUUCCCGCAGGUCGUGGAAAGGCUGCCCCAGUCCGAGGCCGUGGGAGGGGUCGAGGGAGAAGUGUGCGGGGAAGAGGAGUGAUGAAUCACAUGGUGGUUGAUCACAGACCAAGAGCGCUGGCAAUACGGGGGGUCACUAAAGAAGAAAAAGAGGAGUUAAUGCCACACUUUGUAAAAUUUGGGGAGGUUGAAGAGCUACAUGAUUAUGAUGCAACAAGUAUUGUGGUGACAUUCAGAACAAGAAGUGAAGCGGAAAAUGCUGCAAACCAAGGUGCAAGGUUCAAAGGUCGCACUCUGCAGAUAUCGUGGUAUAAGCCCAAGACUCCGUCUAUAUCAACAGAGCCAGAUGAAGAGGAAGCAAAGGAAGAGGAGGCGGGAAGCGCUCUUUUGCCUGAGGAAGAGGAGGAUGAUGACGAAGAUGAUGAAGAUGAGUCUCGUUCUUGGAGAAGAUGAGAGGAAACGAUAACCUUUUUUGUGAAAAGGACUUUUUUUUUUUUUUUUUAAAAGAACAAUUUAGUUCUUAAGGCAAAAAUCACGUAUUUUGAAACUGAAAGGUUGAGUUUUGAGAUCUUGGAUGCCAAAAUGAUUGAAGUAUCUGAAAUGGUACUUUUUCUAGUAGAGAAAAUAGGAAUGUGAGAAAAUGACAAAACUGCAGUCUUUUAAUUUCACGUCUUGGCACGCUUUUUGUGUUUACAAAGAUCCAACCUCAAAAAAGAAUUGCGAGCCCCAUCCCUCAUUAUAAUGCUCUGCAUAUUCACCUAUUUCCCCUCCUGCUUAGCUUUUAAUUUUGUUAAAAUUAGCUGCUCUUAUAAGAGUAUGGCAUUCCAGUAAACUUCUCUAGUUCUAGUGUUUAGUUGAAACCCCUGUUAGGAAGAAAUGUUGCAGUCCUUGUGUAAAAUGUAAUUGUGAUCGUCAUUGUGGUGUUUCAUAUACAAAACAAACGAUAAAAGAAAAUACACAAAACCUGACUAUAUAUAAAGAAAUUACAAUAGUCCAGGGUGUCAAAAUAAUUGCCUUUUUAAAAGAUUUUACCUUCAGGCCUGUGCUCAUCCAGAGCUUUUGUUUUGCAGGAACAAGAAGCACUAAGGGAAAUUAUUUAAAUCCUUACAGGGCUUUGAACUGCUCUUCUAAAAGAUGCUCACCAUUUUCUGGAAUUGAAAAGUAGAGUAAAAAACUGUAAUUGUUUCAAAAGUAGAAUUUUGCAGUGUUGCAAGCUCUGCACUGGAAAUGCGUCCCAUUGGGUAAGCUGCUUACCUAAUGUAUUGCAUUUAUUUUAAACGAAAGACAGUGUUUGAACAUUUGUUACGGGUUUAUAGCAAAAGCCAGCACAAACACAUGUUGCUAACGAUAUUGAGAUAUAGAUCCUCUUUUUUUUUUUUUUUU
Polyodon spathula (Mississippi paddlefish) is the source of this 4050-nucleotide messenger RNA. RefSeq names its product RNA-binding protein 27-like. The record is from RefSeq and is a predicted model, not a curated record. Lineage: Eukaryota; Metazoa; Chordata; Actinopteri; Acipenseriformes; Polyodontidae. Gene Ontology annotation, biological process: mRNA processing. The coding region runs from base 145 to 3120 and encodes 991 amino acids. Gene Ontology annotation, cellular component: nucleus. The transcript is spliced from 21 exons. Gene Ontology annotation, molecular function: RNA binding; metal ion binding.